Messenger RNA from Rana temporaria (common frog), 1507 nucleotides. It is a transcript of the gene MVD, whose product is annotated as mevalonate diphosphate decarboxylase. Gene Ontology annotation, molecular function: diphosphomevalonate decarboxylase activity; ATP binding. Gene Ontology annotation, cellular component: cytosol. Gene Ontology annotation, biological process: isoprenoid biosynthetic process; isopentenyl diphosphate biosynthetic process, mevalonate pathway. The record is from RefSeq and is a predicted model, not a curated record. The transcript has 11 exons. Lineage: Eukaryota; Metazoa; Chordata; Amphibia; Anura; Ranidae. The coding region runs from base 101 to 1285 and encodes 394 amino acids.
UGCUGGCUGUACAGAAUAUGACGGGGGCGGGCUCAGGAUAGGAGGUGAGCGGUGAGCGAGUGGAGGCAGGAGAGAUACAGAGAGAGCAUCUCGGCUAAAAAUGAGGAAGGUGACAUGCACAGCGCCCGUAAACAUCGCCGUCAUCAAAUACUGGGGGAAGCGGAACGAGGAGCUCAUCCUCCCCAUCAACUCUUCUCUCAGCGUCACCCUGCACCAGGAUCAGUUAAAGACGACGACCAGCAUUGCGGCCAGCCGCGAGUUCACCCAGGACCGGAUUUGGCUGAACGGAAAGGAAGACGACAUUAAUCACCCGCGCCUGCAGUCCUGCCUGCGAGAAAUCCGCCGUCUGGCGAGGAAGAGGCGGAGCAGCGGCAGUGAAGAUGGCGUCUCCAGGAUCCUCAAUGACAAAGUCCACAUCUGUUCCAUCAACAAUUUCCCCACCGCCGCCGGGCUGGCGUCCUCUGCCGCGGGAUACGCCUGUCUGGUCUACUCCCUAGCCAAGCUGUACGGUGUGGAGGGCGAGCUGUCCGAGAUCGCCCGGCAGGGUUCUGGUAGCGCCUGCAGGAGUAUGUACGGAGGCUUCGUCCAAUGGCUGAUGGGGGAUCGGGAAGACGGUAAAGACAGUCUGGCACAGCAGGUGGAGGUGGAGACUCACUGGCCAGAACUUCGCAUCCUCAUCCUGGUGGCCAGCGCAGAGAAGAAGCAUGUUGGCAGCACAGCUGGAAUGCAGACCAGUGUGGAGACCAGCCCGUUACUGAAGUUUCGGGCGGAGUCGUCGGUGUCGGGAAGAAUGACCGAGAUGAUCGAGUCGAUCAGGAAAAAGGAUUUUGAAAGCUUCGGGCAGCUAACGAUGAAGGACAGCAAUCAGUUCCACGCUACGUGCCUGGACACCUUCCCCCCAAUCUUCUACCUGAACCAGGUGUCACAGCAAAUCAUCAGCCUUGUCCACCGCUACAACACCCACUAUGGACAGACCAAGGUUGCAUACAGUUUUGAUGCAGGUCCCAACGCCGUCAUCUUCAUGUUGGAACCAACUGUCAACGAGUUUGUGGAAGUCGUGAAGCGUUCCUUCCCUCCGGCCUCUAAUGGAGACCCGUUUAUUAAAGGUCUACCAGUGAGCCCCGCCCCCUUGUCUCAGGAGCUGACAUCUACCAUCGAAGGUGACGUGUGCCCAGGAGGAGUGCGUUAUGUCAUUGUUACACGGCCGGGACCAGGCCCAGCGCAAUCCCAGGACCCCUCGCUGGAUCUAUUAGGAGCAGACGGGCUGCCCAAACCUUCCACCUAGGAGGAAACCUUCGAAAAGACAUUUUAUUAAUACACAAGAAGUUCCGCCGCCUUUGUUACUGGUUACCCAGCUAUGUCAACACUGAGAAAUUUCUAUCGUCUUCAUAUAAAGAACUUUAAUUACGGGUGUGACCAGCACUAAAUAUUUAUUUUCUCAAUGGUAAUUGGCCAAUUUUCGUACAAGUCCCAGUUUAUUAUGCAAAUAAAAAAACAAAUCCUUCCA